AUGGAGGUGAGCUGGUCUACCCUCUUGUCUGGCCUGACCACCAUCAACGUGCGUGUAGACUGCAGUGCGCUUGUUCUGCUGCCUAAGUAUUUGCCGCUUACCACCAGCGUUGCUGUCAAGGAUUGUCAAUGUGCGGUGGUUCUCAAGGACAUCAGUAUCAACCUGCUCGAUAUCCAUGCGAGCCUGACAGCCAGCCUAGGGAACAACAUCCUACUGGCGUUACAAGUCAAGACGCCUACAAUACUUUCAGCUUGUAUUUCCUUCGGGCAUUCAAAGAUGCUGAGUGAGAUUAACUCUGUUCUCCCAUUUGAGAAGGGAAAGCUCCUGUAUGUGGCUCAAACUCCAAAAGUAAAUGACCAGUUCAUUGAAAUUCCUGUACUGACGGAAUUCCUGGCUGACAAUGGGAAGAAGAUCCCCAUUCCGCCCCUCUCAGAGGACUUUGUGAUAUUGCCACAAAUGAAUCAUACUUCUGAGGCCAUAGGAGAGAAUGUCAUCACUUCUAUCCUCUCCUACAUAGUCUUCAAUAAACCCCAUUCCUUCUCUUGUACCCCUCAAACGUUUCUUGACACUCUCUCACUGGAGCUGAUCCUCUCUGAACUGAUUGUUUCCAAGUGCCCAACCUGCACUCCAAUCUCUUCUUCACUGUUCAUCGUUACCAAAGUGGUCACACCUCUGACAGUCGGUCUGGAUGUGAACCUGUGCGCCAUGAAUCUCACUCUCAGCCUGCAGAUAAUGGAUAAAAAGGGAAACCGGAAACCUGUGCUCCUCAUUGCUUUGAAAGCAGAACUCGGUUUGGCUGCCACCCUCCAGCUGGUUGAAGGAAAGGUGCAAUUCACUGCAUCCCUGGACAGAUUGCAUUUCAAGCUGCUUUCCUCAGUCGUGGGCCCUGUCAUUGUAAGUCCUCGCUUUUAUUAA
Molecule: messenger RNA, 915 nt
Organism: Gopherus flavomarginatus (Mexican gopher tortoise)
Lineage: Eukaryota; Metazoa; Chordata; Testudines; Testudinidae
Exons: 10
Coding region: 1-915 (304 amino acids)
Source: RefSeq, a predicted model, not a curated record